AUGGAGCUGAACACCAGAAGCAAGCAGUCUAGCAACACCAAGGGCAAGGCCAAAGCCAUGGCCAAGAUCGUGGAAGAGGAGGAGGAAACUGAAGAUUUCUUCAGCUCAAGCGGUUGUGGGUGCUUCCUCUGCGCCAUCAAACAGCCGGACGCCCGGCUCCGCCGCGCCAGCCUUGCCGAUUUCUUCAGGGAGUUGCCAUACUGCGAGGAUGACGGCAGUAACGGCCAGUCAUGUGCCGCGGCAGUUGGCGCCGUGUGGCGCGCGGCCAUGGCGGCGCCCGACGACCCGGAGCUCCCCUCGCUCGGCGCGAUCCGGUGCAUGUCCCUUCUCCUCGCCCGCGCGCUCACCGACGCGGCGUGGUGCGGCCGCGGCGACAACGUGUACGUGCCGUACUACGCCGCCCACGUCAUCGGCUCGUACACCAUCCGCUCCUCCGCGCACGCCGAGCUGGCCGUCGCGGCGGGGGCCGUGCGGCCCCUGAUGGCCCUCCUCGGCGGCACCAUGACGUGGGUCGAGCAGCGCGCUGCCGCGCGCGCCUUGGGACACCUCGCCAGCUACGACGCCACGUUCCCGGCCGUCGCGCGGCACGCCGCCGAGGCGGUGCCGCUCGCCGUGCGCGCUGCGUCCACCUGCAUCGCUGACGUCUACGCGAACUUCGUCGCGCUGGCACCGAUCAGGCGGCCAAAGUACCAGCGCGACCUCAUGGCUUGCGGGCUCGGCGGCGGCGCCGACGCCGAGGACAGGAAGGCAGAGGAGUGGGCGAGCCAGCUCCAGUGCUGGUCGCUCUACUUCCUGAGCUGCCUCGCCUCCAGGGACCUGUCAUCUCAUGCCAUGAUAUGCCAGGACGCCGUGUUCUUGCGCGAGCUGUCCCGGAUGUGGGGCGGCCUGGCGAACGGCGACUCGCCCGCUGGCGUCGGGCUGCUGCGGCUUCUCUGCAGGAGCCCAGUCGGCCGCGCCGCCAUCGCGGCGUGCCGCGAUGCGCUCUCCAGUCUCUGUGACCUCGCGCGUUCAUCCGACGACUGGCAGUACAUGGCCGUAGAUUGCUUGCUCCUCCUCCUCGACAACCGCGACACAUGGCACGCCGUUGCUGAUGCCACGGCGGCGUGCCUCAUUGACUUGGUCGAUCUCCGGCACCUCGGUCCAAGGCGACGACUCGGCGAUGCCAUUGCAACUGCACUGCUUCGUGAUGAUGACCAUGUCGGUGGCCGCGAACUAGGCGUGGAAGCAAAGGAAGCGAUGGGCAGCUUGAGAGAGCUGAAGCAAGAGAGGAAGGAGAUAGAGGAAGCAAUGCCUAGCGAUGAGCUGCAGAAGAGAGAGAUCUUAGCCAAGGAGAAGAAGAGGGAGGGCAACGACAGCUUCUUGCACGGCGACGUGGACAAGGCCAUUGAUCUGUACACCGAAGCCUUGGAGCUGUGUCCCCUGAGCAGGAGGAGGGAGCGGCUGGUGCUGCACAGCAACCUCGCGCAGUGCCGGCUCGCGCGGCGCGAGGCCGACGCGGCGGUGAGCGACGCGACGCGCGCGCUCGCGCUGGCGCGGCGUACGACAUGA
This is a messenger RNA of Panicum hallii, 1548 nucleotides long. RefSeq lists its product as uncharacterized. The record is from RefSeq and is a predicted model, not a curated record. The transcript is spliced from 2 exons. NCBI's taxonomy places the organism in Eukaryota, Viridiplantae, Streptophyta, Magnoliopsida, Poales, Poaceae. The coding region runs from base 1 to 1548 and encodes 515 amino acids. Gene Ontology annotation, molecular function: protein binding.